AUGCACACGGUCCCCCGGGACCGCGGCCGCCCGUGCUCCGGUACCGACAGCGCUCGGCAUGGGCCUGCUGCCCUUCUCUGCUUUCAGGACACAACGCCUGAUGAGCUGCUGUCUGCUGUUAUGAUGGCUGUCCUUCAAGAUGUCAACCUUCGUCCCGAGGCCCUGGGAGAUAUCUGUGUUGGAAACGUGCUGCAGCCUGGAGCUGGUGCUUUGAUUGCAAGAGUUGCACAGUUUCUCAGUGGUAUUCCAGAGACGGUGCCGUGCUCGAGCGUCAACCGGCAGUGCUCCUCUGGGCUACAGGCCGUUAUCAAUAUAGCUGGUGGCAUCCGAAAUGGAUCGUAUGACAUCGGCUUGGCCUGCGGUGUGGAAACGAUGUCCCUCGGGAGUGGAAAUAACCCUGGUGAUAUCAGUUCCCGCAUGAUGGAAAACAGCAAAGCUCGAGAUUGCCUUAUUCCUAUGGGAAUAACCUCAGAAAAUGUGGCAGAGAAGUUUGGAGUUUCCCGAAAGAAGCAAGAUGCCUUUGCCUUGGCUUCCCAACAAAAAGCAGCAAAAGCUCAGCAGAUGGGACUGUUUAAAGCUGAGAUUGUUCCAGUGAAGACCACUGUUGUAGAUAAUCAGGGUGACAAGAAAACAAUCACCGUGCACCAAGAUGAAGGGAUUAGGCCCUCCACGACUCUGGAAGGCUUGGCAAAGCUGAAGCCUGCCUUCAAAGAGGAUGGUAGCACUACAGCAGGGAAUGCCAGCCAGGUCAGUGAUGGAGCAGCUGCUGUUCUCCUGGCGAAACGCUCAAAAGCAGCACAACUGGGGCUCCCAGUCCUGGGCGUUCUCAGGUCCUUUGCUGUGGUGGGAGUCCCGCCCGAUGUUAUGGGCAUAGGACCAGCCUACGCAAUCCCUGUUGCUGUGGAGAAGGCGGGUCUGACUCUGAAUGACAUCGAUAUAUAUGAAAUUAAUGAAGCCUUUGCAAGCCAGGCUGUGUACUGUGUGGAAAAGCUGGGCAUUCCCAUGGAGAAGGUCAACCCCCUGGGAGGAGCAAUAGCACUGGGGCACCCACUGGGCUGUACUGGUGCUCGUCAAGUUGUCACUUUGCUCCAUGAACUGAAGCGCAGAGGGAAAAGAGCAUACGGUGUUGUAUCCAUGUGCAUUGGAACUGGCAUGGGCGCUGCGGCAGUGUUUGAGUACCCAGGGAACUGAACUCCAGUGUCCUGGCGAAACAACCCAACAGCCAGUUCUCUGCCUUCUCUAGAAAUAGCAAAUGAUUUGCACUGGGAAAUCAAGCGGAUUCGGGGAUUCAUUACUGGGUCUACAAACUUUGGGCACAAAGUGCAAAGCAGAAUUAAAUCGUACAGAUCUACUAAGCAGGUGGGAAAAUGCAUACCAGGCAUUUGCUUCAGAGCUGGAAAG
Messenger RNA from Tauraco erythrolophus (red-crested turaco), 1401 nucleotides. The record is from RefSeq and is a predicted model, not a curated record. Lineage: Eukaryota; Metazoa; Chordata; Aves; Musophagiformes; Musophagidae.